This is a messenger RNA of Trichomycterus rosablanca, 1652 nucleotides long. RefSeq names its product EBNA1 binding protein 2 (gene ebna1bp2). Gene Ontology annotation, biological process: ribosomal large subunit biogenesis; rRNA processing. Gene Ontology annotation, cellular component: nuclear periphery; preribosome, large subunit precursor; nucleolus. The record is from RefSeq and is a predicted model, not a curated record. NCBI's taxonomy places the organism in Eukaryota, Metazoa, Chordata, Actinopteri, Siluriformes, Trichomycteridae. Bases 89 to 1012 code for a protein of 307 amino acids. The transcript is spliced from 9 exons.
GAGGAACGCACGUGAAAAGCAGAGAGACUUAUGCUUAACAUUGUUUACAUUAAUACUGAUUAUUUAUAACAGUAAAUAAUUCAUAAAAAUGGUUGAUUUGGAGGAGGAUUCGAUGUUGGGGAUGGAAUCUGAGGAGGACGACUCUGGGUUAUCUGAUGGCGAGCUUCAAGAGGCUUUUGCCCAAGGGCUCCUCAAACCAGGCAUGAACAUUCCUCUGGAUGCACCUAAAAAGGCCGUAAACAAUGUGGAGGGUUUGAAGAAAUGCUUGGCCGAGUUCAGGAAAAAAUUGCCCUGGGUGGAGAGGCUGGACCUCACCAACCACCCAGCCGCUGAUAUCGUCGCCAAGGCAGAAGGAAAGCUGGAACCAAACCAGGGUCCUGAUGAGAUCAACGCCGAGGAUGAUUUUCAAAGGGAAAUGUAUUUCUAUCGACAGGCCCAGGCGACCGUCCUGGAGGCUCUGCCUAAGUUACAGAAGCUGCAGAUUUUAUCCAAGAGGCCGGACGAUUACUUUGCAGAGAUGGCCAAAUCGGAUCAGCAAAUGCAGAAGAUCAGGAAGAAGCUCAUCCAGAAGCAAAUGGUGAUGGAGAAAUCCGAGAAGGCCAAGAAGCUGAGAGAACAGAGGAAGUACGGCAAGAAGGUCCAGGUCGAGGUUCUACAGAAGAGACAGAAGGAGAAGAAGGCCAUGAUGACGGCAGUGAAGAAAUACCAGAAAGGUAUGACUGACAAGCUGGACUUCCUGGAAGGAGACGAGCUGACAAAGAAGGUGGCGGAUAAAUCCAAGCCACAUCUGAACAAAAAAGGCCCGAAUGCCAAGAGAAAGUACAAGGAUAAGAAGUUUGGCUUCGGGGGCAAGAAGAAGGGCGGCAAGUGGAACACCAAGGAGAGCCACAACGACGUGUCGGGUUUCAAAUCCAAAGUAGCGAACGGGAAAACGGGCAAGAAGUUCAGUAAAGGAGGAAAGAACAAGCGGCCGGGAAAGGAGGCGCGGCGUAAAAUUAAGUCGCGGAAGUGAAAACCUCACCUCAGGAUCUGACUGGACGUGACUAAGUGGACUUCAUGAGCUUCUGUGUUGGCACAACUGGUGUUUAUACACUGUGUGCACCGUGUGCCAGUUUCCUCGGUAAAGGACUUUGGCUGGUGGCUCAUGAAAUACUUUUGUGACUUAUUUUUACCACGUGUCUUUUUUUCUCCUGUUGAAUCUUUUCUGUCCCAAAUUUUAGAAGCGUGUUCACACUGGGCGCAUUUAUAAGGGGGAUGGAAACCACCGCCGGAGCCACAGUUACCAUUAAAGCCCUGGUGAUGCUCGCCACCCUCUUUUAUAUUUAUAUAUAUAUAUAUAUAUAUAUAUAUAUUAUAUCAAUUAUAUUUAUCAAUUAUCAGACAGAAAACCCAGAUAUGCAGAGUAAUCAGAGUUUGUUCUUAAAAUGUGUUGUGUUUGCCUUUAAAAUACUUCAAACACAGUCCACCAGCAUUUGGUGGUUGGGCAGUGAAAGGCCUCCAUCAUAAACUCACCCUUGGUAAUUUUAGGCAUUUUGGGAAACGUCCCAACACUUUUUAUAGCCAUCAGUCCAUCAUGUUUAUACGGUGUUACUCCUCUGGUACAGAAGCUGUUUUAUUACCUGAAAUAAAGCAUUCGAGUUUCUACUUGUUAA